Molecule: messenger RNA, 2261 nt
Organism: Carassius carassius (crucian carp)
Lineage: Eukaryota; Metazoa; Chordata; Actinopteri; Cypriniformes; Cyprinidae
Product: occludin-like
Exons: 9
Coding region: 234-1616 (460 amino acids)
Biological process (GO): bicellular tight junction assembly
Cellular component (GO): cytoplasmic vesicle; apical plasma membrane; bicellular tight junction
Source: RefSeq, a predicted model, not a curated record
CGCGCACAAGUUGAGGGCGGGGCUGCACCUGUGCAGGUGAGGAUGGGUGGAGGCUGGUUUCACUGAUGUGUUGUUAGAGAAGGCAGAUAUAUGAAACUCUCGGUAUUCAGCGGGCGUUUCCUGAAGGCUGAGCGUUUGGCAGAUCCUUGAAAUACUCCCGUAGGAGCGAGCACGGAUUACAAAAUAUUUACCAGCUUUGACUUUGGUAAGGAAGGAAGAGGGAAGCUAACAUCAUGCCGAAAAAAUCAAGUCGCCCUCCUGCACAUGGUAGCAGACAUCACCACCGAUCCUCCCAUCGCACACAUUCUUACCACCCUGAUGAAAUGCUUCACUUUUACCGCUGGACAUCACCCCCAGGUGUCAUGAAGAUUUUGUGCAUCAUUAUCAUCAUUUUGUGUGUGGCUAUGUUUGCCUGUGUAGCCUCCACACUGGCAUGGGACUAUGAUGCCAGCGCCAUGGGCCUCGGGAGUCUUGGGAUGGGAGGCAGCUAUGGCGGUGGAACGUAUGGCAGUGGAUCGUAUGGCAGUGGGCUUGGUGGAGGAAGUUACGGUGGGGGUCUCGGAGGCUACGGCUAUGGAGGCGGCACAUACAUGGACCCGAAAUCAGGCAAGGGCUUCAUCAUAGCGAUUGCGGCGAUCACCUUUAUCACUGUGCUCAUCAUCUUUAUCCUGGUGGUGUCGAGACAGAACGCUGCACAGUCUCCCUCGUUCUAUCUGGCCUCCAUCAUUAUUUGUGGCAUUCUGGCUGCACUCAUGCUCAUCGCCACCAUCGUGUACCUGGUCGCUGUUAACCCCACUUCUCAGACGUCUGGAUCCAUGAUGUACAAUCAGAUCCUUCAGAUGUGUGCACAAUACCAGAACCAAGAACAGGCCUCUGGCAUCUUUAUCAAUCAAUAUUUAUACCACUACUGUGUAGUGGAGCCUGAAGAGGCCAUUGCCAUUGUUCUUGGGUUUGUGGUUGUGGUUGGAUUGAUCAUCUUACUUGUGUUCGCGGUGAAGACCCGAGGGCAGAUCAGGAGAUACGGCAGGGAGCGUGUUCUGUGGUAUGACGUGAAGACCAUCACAGACGGACUCACGUCUCAAGGCAUCGGGGAAUGGGUUAAUAAUGUUUCCGGACAUCCAGAGGCUUUUGUCAAUGACCACAAUGAUAAAAUUGGAGUUACACAGCCAAUGGUUUACAGCCAGAAACCACUUUACCUUCCAAGUGGUUCUGACGUCACAAGCUCUUUAAGUGGACUGAAGGGCAAACUUAGAGAAUAUGACACUGGAGAGUCUGGAGAUGAGCUGGACACUGACUAUCAAAGUGAGUAUCCUCCCAUCAUUAAUGAGCAGGAGAGGCUUGAGUACAAGAGAGAGUUUGACAGAGACCACAUGGAGUACAAGCGUCUUCAGGCUGAGCUAGAUGAUAUUAAUCAGGGCUUGGCAGAAGCAGAUCGAGAGCUGGACCGCUUCCAGGAAGGCAGCCCACAGUUCAUGGAUGCAAUGGAUGUAUACAACAGGCUUAAAAGUUUGAAGAAGUCUUCAGACUAUCAGAUGAAAAAGAAAAGGUGUAAACAGCUGAAGACAAAACUGUCUCUGAUCAAAAGAAGGGUCAGCGACUAUGACCACAGACAAUAAAACCUGGCACUGGAAACUCUGGAGGGUAUAUCACGUGGCAUUAUGUUUUGUUUUGGGACUUUACUGUAUCUGUAUUUCUGUAUUAAAUGUCUGUAUCACUGUAUUACUAUCAAGAACUGCGUGGUUUUGCUUUUGAGCCAAACUACAUUUGAUCAGAAUAUUGUGGUAUCAAUGAAGUAUUUCGUUUUAUUUUUUAAAGCUGGAUGAAGUCUCCUUUUAACCUUUUAUCUUUAUCCUGAGACAUGUAGUCAAGUCAAAGUUAGUGUAUCUUAUAAUGACACUGUGAGCACUUUUUGUAAUAGUUUUAGGGAUCUUCAAGCAAAGACAUUCCAAUGUUGUUUGUUAUAAUAAUUUCUUAGUGGAUUUUCUUUUCUUUUUUUGUUUACUUUCAUGUUGAUUGAUCUGUCACCAGAAUCGCAAUCUAGUAUUAUUAUUAUUUUUUUAAGUACAAACUUAUAGAAUAGGUGUGAUUUCGAUUUCAAUCAUAAAGUUCAUAUAAUUUGGUUCUUUACCUCAGUUCUGUCGAAUUUAUAGAGAAUUCAAAAAUUUUAAUGUGGAAGGCGACUUGUUGAAUGUACAGUACUUUUUUUUUUUUUUGGCUUGUUAUUUGUGUACAUAGUAAAAUAAAGCCAUUCAAUUUCCAAA